Molecule: messenger RNA, 4138 nt
Organism: Spodoptera litura
Lineage: Eukaryota; Metazoa; Arthropoda; Insecta; Lepidoptera; Noctuidae
Source: RefSeq, a predicted model, not a curated record
UAAUAAUAAUAAUAAUAAUAAUAAGCCCCCUAAACAACCACACGUCCUGAUCGACCAUCUGAUCACGUGGGGGGCGGACACACGAUUACGAAGUUACUGGCGUGGCUAACGUGGCUCUGGACACCCAUUCAAAAUGGAGACACGAUCUAAGAAGAAACGUAUAGGGCCGCUUCCCGGGGGCGAUCGCCGGGGCACACCUGGAGCUGACGCUGGGUGUUUCAGCAUGCGAUCCGUCAGUGGUGUGGAGUUGAACAGGCGGGCUUCCACCAAAAAACAUGUGACAGCCGAAAUAAGUGACGACGCUGACCUACAAACAAACAGAUCCAACACACCACUGGAGCCAUAUAGCCCCAGUACCAUAUCAUACACACCAUCUAGAUCCUCAUCACCAUCUAUACCGUCGUCACCAGUUUCACACACCGUUUCACCUACUCCGGCCUUGAAUGUUGCGCGGGGGGCAAACGCCUUUUUGCCCGCGUCCACCAAGGCCGGAAAACCUAGAGUUCGCAUGAAGUGGAGUAAAGAAGUAAACAUAUUCAUCAUGCGAACUUACUUCUACAUAACAAAAUUAGAAACUGACAUGACCAUUUACAGGAAAGUCUUGCACGAACUCUUCUGUCGACAAUAUCCUGAGGUUAACGUAUCUGAACAGCGAAUUUCAGACCAAAGAAGAACAAUAGUUAGAAAUAAACUCUUAUCCCAAGAGAUUAUUGACCAAAUAAAAGAAGAAACACGGAAACAACUAGAAGCAGAAUCAGAAAAUAGUAGUAACACAGACUUGAGUCCACAAAACAUACAAACAAAUGAUCAACAAACACAGCCACUCACCCAGACACAACCUCUCAAUAUGCAAUCACAACCAUAUAACUACACACAAAUAACACACUCAUCCACACAAACAGAAUCUAUUACAUUAACUCUGGAAAAUGAUAUCGACACCUUAACCGCAGUAGAACAAGCACCAAUUACAGAAGAAUACACACAACAAUUGUACGACAAGUUCCAAACGACACUCACACAAUACUCAGGUAUGGAUCCCGCAUCACGACCAAGGCUACCGAAGCUCCUGUAUAAUCGUAACCUUUUUCGCUUAGUUAAUCUGUUCAAUGAAAGUAUUCUCGCUCACUUUAUCUCAGAAGACAACCAACUUACAGACUUACACACUAUUAUAUAUUGUACAGCUUUAGUUAUAUCGGAAGAACUCAAUUUCAAAAUAACAGAAAACACAGGAAACAGUAGGCCAAGGAUCAGCAUCAAGCCACCGUGGCAACAAAGAUUAGAAAAAGGUAUAGAAAAACUAAGAGCAGAUUGUGGUAGACUCACGCAAUACAUUAAUAACAAUAGAUCAAAUAAAGUAGUCAAAAGAGUAGAGGCCAUUUUCAAAAAUACACGCAUACACACUAGACAUGAAAAUAACAAUCGUACACCACACGAAUUCUUAGAUACAUUAAAACAAAAACUAGCAUUGAAAGUACACAGGCUUAGAAGAUAUAAAAAAGCACAACAACGCAGAAAUGAUAACGCUAUAUUUGCAAAAAAUGAAAAAAUAUUCUAUAGAAAAUUAAACACAUCACACACCAACAUAUCAGACAACCAGAGCACGAUACCAUCUAAAGAACAAUUAGAAUCAUUUUGGGCAGGUAUUUGGGAAGAAUCUAUUAGUCAUAAUGAUAGAUCUGCUUGGAUAACAGAGGAAGAAACAAAGUGGGCAGGUAUAGAUGAAAUGGAAUUUAUAGAAAUCACAGAAUCUGAUAUUGCAAAUGUAACAGGUAGACUACAUAAUUGGAAAUCCCCAGGAAUAGAUAAAGUACAUAACUUUUGGUAUAAAAAAUUAACUAUCCUACAUAAACACAUAGCUAAAAAUUUAACUGAAAUAGUCUUAGGAAAGCAAAGAAUUCCGGAAUUUAUAGCGACAGGAAUAACGUACAUGUUGCCUAAAGCUAAACACUCAUCGCAACCUUCACAGUACAGACCUAUCACCUGUUUGCCCACUAUUUACAAAAUACUCACAUCAGCUAUUACAAUUAAAGUCAACGCCCACAUAGAACGAUAUAAAAUAAUGGCAGAAGAACAGAAGGGAUGCAGGCGGGGCCACAUGGGGUGCAAGGAACAAUUAAUUAUAGAUUCCACUAUCCAUAAACACGCCACAUCAAAAAAUAGAAAUCUUCAUUGCACGUACAUUGACUAUAAAAAAGCCUUCGACAGUGUUCCACAUUCUUGGUUGAUUAAAAUAUUAGAAAUUUAUAAAAUUAAUAACAAAAUUGUAGAUUUUCUUCGCAACAUAAUGCCUCACUGGAAAACUACUCUUCAAAUUAAUACUACCAACGAUAACGUUGUUACGCGACAAAUUAGAAUCAAGAAAGGUAUCUACCAAGGAGACUCCCUAAGCCCCUUGUGGUUCUGCCUAGCAUUGAACCCUCUUUCCCAUUUGCUGCAGCGUUGCCAUGCUGGGUAUUGCCUCAAACAUAGUUCCGAUGAAACAGUUAUUUCACAUCUUGUUUAUAUGGACGAUAUUAAACUUUAUGCUAAAUCCGAUAAAGAUAUGAAAACAUUAGUAGACAUUACAGCAACUUUUAGUAACGAUAUCAAUAUGCAAUUUGGUUUAGAUAAAUGCAAGACCCUACACAUUGUAAGAGGCAAAAUACAACCUGGCAACUAUGUAGUAAAUGACAGAGAUAUUAUAACUGCAAUGGAACAAACCGAUUUAUACAAGUAUUUAGGCUACACACAGCUGAAAGGAUUAGAUCAUAUAAAAAUAAAAAAUUCACUCACCACUGAAUACAAAAGAAGAUUAAACGCUGUUUGUAAAACACAAUUAUCUGGUAAACAUCUUAUUAAAGCUAUCAACACUUUCGCUGUUCCUAUACUAACUUACUCAUUCGGUGUAAUAAAAUGGACUAAAACAGACACGGAACAACUAGAACGCACAACACGCACUACACUGACUAAACACAAUAAUUUACACCCUAAAUCAGCAAUAGAAAGGCUCACCAUUAAAAGACAAAAUGGGGGAAGAGGCCUCAUAGACAUCUCUCAUCUCUGCCAAAAACAAAUCUGUAAACUAAAAUCAUUCUUCCACUCGAAAUCUCAAACAAGCGACAUUCAUAAAGCCAUAGUCUCAAACGACACCAAUUAUACACCACUAAACCUAAAUGAACCAAUAGAUGUAGAAAACUUUAAUGAAACUGACCCACAAAAAGAAAAGCUAGAAAACUGGAAAAGAAAGGUCCUCCAUGGUCGACAUCCACAUGACUUAGAACAAGCCCACGUAAACACAAUAGCAUCAAAUAAGUGGCUGAAAAUAGGGAACUUAUUUCCAGAAACUGAAGGAUUCAUUAUCGCUAUUCAGGAUCAAAUUAUUAAUACCAAAAACUAUAAAAAAUAUAUUAUUAAAGACCCUACAGUAACCGAUGAUAAAUGUCGCAAAUGUCACAUACAACCUGAAACCAUACAACAUAUAACAGGAGCCUGCACAACACUCACACAAACCGAUUACACCCACAGACACAACCAGAUAGUAAACGUCAUUCAUCAAAAACUUGCACUCAAAUACACACUCAUACAAAACACAAACACACCAUAUUACAAAUACACGCCAGAAACUGUUCUAGAAAACACCACACAUAAGCUUUACUACGAUCGCGCCAUACUCACCGACAGGACAAUUCAUUAUAAUAGACCAGACAUAACAUUACAGGACAAAGUAAAUAAUAUCACCUACUUAAUAGACAUUGCAGUGCCAAAUACCCACAAAAUACAAAAAACAAUUACCGAAAAGAUUACGAAAUAUGCAGAACUCAAAGAUGAAGUGGCUAGAAUAUGGAAGCAAAAUAAAGUUUAUGUGGUCCCUAUAGUUCUGUCCACCACAGGUGUAAUACCAAACCAUCUUCUCCAUAGUCUCAAAUUGUUAGAUUUAAAAGAAACAUUAUACAUAACUCUCCAAAAAGCUGCAAUCCUAAAUACCUGUAGAAUCGUCAGAAAGUUCAUGCAAAUAGAAGACAAUGAGAUCAACCACCAGACUACACCCACAAACACAUAAAACUACUCACCACACCCUGUAUUUACUUGGCUUCGGCCCGUAAAUAUGGAUGAAACUAGCUUGAUAGCUAAGAAGAAAGUUUACUUUCCGAAAAUAAUA